AUGUUCUUCACUACAGCUUCGCUUCUGUGGCUUUCACACCUUUUCACGCAUCUUGCUUGGGGACAGGCUCGUCAAUUUGACAUGCAAUUGGAGGAUCUGAGAAUCUUUGGACAUUCGGAUUAUUUUGAUAACGCAUAUGGUGAACUAGAAAUGAACGACGACGAUCAGCUUGUUGCCAAUGUCCGCUUUGAGAUACGUCAAAAUCUCGAUGAUCUAUGCAAUGUGCGUUUCAAAGCCUAUAGACUUAGAAAUGGUGAAUAUCUAGAGUUUUAUGAGCGUCAGGCUGUGAGUCUUUGUGAUUUUGUGGAACAAAACCAAAUUAUCCUCACGGACCUUGCUCAAUAUGGCAACCUUCCUUCUCAUUGCCCUUAUACGCCUAAGGAUAUCCAGAUAAAUGGGUAUCGCCUGGACCCAAAAGUCUUUCCAGACGACCUUUCGAGCAUGGACGUGAAAGCAGAUACUGUCAUAUCUUGCAAAUCUGAUAAUGGAGAAAAUGUGGAAGCAUUGAAGAUAUUUGCCAAGAUCAGAAUUGUCGACAUUGCGUAA
This is a messenger RNA of Aspergillus caelatus, 546 nucleotides long. RefSeq names its product DUF1091 domain-containing protein. The record is from RefSeq and is a predicted model, not a curated record. The transcript is spliced from 2 exons. NCBI's taxonomy places the organism in Eukaryota, Fungi, Ascomycota, Eurotiomycetes, Eurotiales, Aspergillaceae. The coding region runs from base 1 to 546 and encodes 181 amino acids.